Messenger RNA from Oncorhynchus tshawytscha (Chinook salmon), 1594 nucleotides. Its product is annotated as pancreatic secretory granule membrane major glycoprotein GP2-like. Gene Ontology annotation, cellular component: apical plasma membrane; cell surface. NCBI's taxonomy places the organism in Eukaryota, Metazoa, Chordata, Actinopteri, Salmoniformes, Salmonidae. Gene Ontology annotation, biological process: neutrophil migration. The transcript has 9 exons. Bases 169 to 1353 code for a protein of 394 amino acids. The record is from RefSeq and is a predicted model, not a curated record.
GGGCUGCACUGAGAGGGCGGACUUACAUCUGAACCUGACAGCUACACUGUGGUGAAUAGCUCAAAAGAUUCAAAAAUCUGGGAGAAAGUGCCAAGAAGACAGGAGUCUAAGGUUGCGAGUGUCUGACAGUAGAUAAGCCAAAGAGCGAGAGAGAGAGAAACUUUGAAGAUGACACCUGCCAGUUUGGUGUUAGGCUGGUUCCUGCUCGCUGUGAGGACAGUCAACUCUGCUGUGUAUCUGGACCCUGAGGAAGAGGGGUCAGGGGGACAGGAUGUAUUUGUAGUACCUCUGACUCCUUCCUCUCGCCUCGAGCUGAAUGAAACUGUCCUCUGCACCAAUGACCUGAUGAAGGUGGUCAUUCCCAGUGCCUUCUUCCUCAACAAAGAGCCACCCGUUUAUGUCUGGGAUUUGCACCUAAAUGACCCGGAAUGCCGUGGUGUUGAGGUUGGAGAUGACUAUGUCUUCAGCAUCAAGACUAAUCUCUCUGACUGUGGGACGAUCAUGGCAUCUGAUGAUACACAUAUUAUGUUCAUAAACACCAUACGCAACAACGAUUUGGAUGUCGUCACAAGGAACUACAUCAACAUCACGUUCGUCUGCCGUUACCCGAUAAACUACAUGGUACAGCAGCCCAAUGGGGAAAACAUGAUCAGAGUGGAUGUCAAGACCAUCACUCUGAACACAGAAGAUGGGAACUUCUCUGUGUCCAUGCUGCUUUAUAAAGACGAAGACUUUGAGGACAAGUGGACCACUGUGCCCUCGCUGACCCUGGACGACAACAUCUACGUUAAAGUGUUGAUGAUACCGGCUCAUCUUUUGCUGCGUGUGGAGAGAUGCUGGGCUACCCCAACCAACGACCCGUACAGCAACAUCCAGUACACCUUCAUCAAGGACAGCUGCCCCGUUUUGUCAAACGAACCGUUGACAGUGCUGAAGAAUGGACAGGGGCCAGAGGCUAUGUUCAGGAUACAAAUGUUCAAGUUCGUGGGCAGCUCUUACAAGGAUGUGUUUCUCCACUGCAAUGUUCAGAUCUGUCACAACACACUUGGGGUCUGUCAGCCUAACUGUUCUGGUGAGGAUAACAAUGGGCGGAUGAGAAGAGAUGUCACUACGGCCCAUACAGUAUCUUAUGGACCAAUCAGGCGACGUCUGCCUGAGAGUGACCAACCCAGCCUGAACGCUGGAGGUGUGCCCUCGGUGGAGACCUUUGUCCUGGGAGGCCUACUUGUGUUCCUGCUGCUGUUCACUGGAGUGUUUGGGAGGCUGUGGCUGCGAACCAGGCGCUCCUACCCAACACAGGAGGCUCAGCUCACCUUGUCCAACAUACACCACAACUCAGAGGUGGCCCGCUGAUCUAACCCAGCAGUUCAAGCAAUGAGAACUGAUGUGAACCGGUGCACGCAGACAGAUGCACACAUAAACACAAAUUACAUUUCUGCAUAAGGAAAGAGGAAAGUAUGAAUUGACUGUAGGUUGGGGUGUAAAUAAAAUCUCACUGUAGAAAUUAGAGGGAUUUUGAAGAUGUAAAUGAGAACAUGUCUCUGCAAGGAGUGUUCUGUGUUGUUUGUAGAGAAAAAUAAAGGUAUUUCAAAGA